Aspergillus bombycis is the source of this 2325-nucleotide messenger RNA. RefSeq names its product bifunctional anthranilate synthase/indole-3-glycerol-phosphate synthase. Lineage: Eukaryota; Fungi; Ascomycota; Eurotiomycetes; Eurotiales; Aspergillaceae. The transcript has a single exon. The record is from RefSeq and is a predicted model, not a curated record. Gene Ontology annotation, biological process: L-tryptophan biosynthetic process. The coding region runs from base 1 to 2325 and encodes 774 amino acids. Gene Ontology annotation, molecular function: indole-3-glycerol-phosphate synthase activity; phosphoribosylanthranilate isomerase activity; anthranilate synthase activity. Gene Ontology annotation, cellular component: cytosol.
AUGUCGGGCUCCGAUCUCGUGGACCAUUCCCCUCAUCAUCCCACCAAAGCCUCACGGCUUGAUAGCGCGUCAAAUGUCAUUUUGAUCGACAACUAUGAUUCUUUUACCUGGAAUGUUUACCAAUAUCUCGUUCUUGAGGGCGCCACCGUUCAGGUGUUUCGCAAUGAUGAAUUAUCCUUGGAGGAAUUGAUCGCCAAAAAGCCGACCCAAUUGGUCAUCAGUCCUGGUCCGGGCCACCCGACAACCGACGCUGGAAUCAGUAACGCUGCAAUUCAAUACUUCAGCGGCAGAGUACCAGUUUUUGGUGUGUGUAUGGGUCAGCAGUGCAUUAUCUCUUCCUUUGGUGGCAAAGUCGAUGUCACUGGCGAGAUCUUGCAUGGUAAGACGUCCGUGAUAACACAUGACGGCAAGGGUGCAUAUGAAGGGCUGCCGACCUCGCUCGCCGUGACUAGAUAUCAUUCCCUUGCUGGAACCCACUCAACGAUCCCUGAUUGCUUGGAGGUAACCUCUUACGCCCAGCUGGGUGAGGAUAGUAACAAAACCGUUAUCAUGGGCGUGAGGCACAAGCAGCUUGCCGUGGAGGGUGUCCAGUUUCAUCCUGAAAGUAUUCUCACCGAGUAUGGCCGGGGGAUGUUUAGGAACUUCCUCAAACUUACAGCGGGUACAUGGGAGGGUAACGGCAAACAAUCCAGUGCACAGAGUGGCACUUCUGUUGCGACUGGGUUGGCUGCCCCGAAUAGCACCUCGAAGGUAGACAAGAAGACAUCCAUCUUAGAAAAGAUAUAUGAUCACCGCAGGGCUGCUGUUGCCAUCCAGAAGGCUAUUCCUUCGCAACGGCCCGCGGAUCUUCAGGCUGCUUACGACCUCAACAUUGCUCCUCCACAAGUCUCAUUUCCUGCCCGUUUAAGACAAUCACCUUAUCCGUUGUCUCUUAUGGCCGAGAUCAAGCGCGCUUCCCCUUCCAAGGGUAUGAUUGCAGAGAACGCGUGUGCCCCCGCCCAGGCUAGAGAGUACGCCAAGGCCGGCGCCAGCGUUAUUUCUGUCCUCACUGAGCCAGAAUGGUUCAAAGGCAGCAUCGAGGACUUGCGUGCCGUCCGCCAGAGCUUAGAAGGCGUUACAAACAGACCUGCAAUCUUAAGGAAGGAGUUUGUCUUCGACGAAUAUCAGAUUCUAGAAGCCCGUCUUGCUGGGGCUGAUACUAUUCUGCUCAUCGUGAAAAUGCUCAGCGUUGAGCUUCUUACAAGAUUGUAUCACUAUUCUCGCAGCUUGGGAAUGGAGCCUCUCGUUGAGGUUAAUACUCCGGAGGAAAUGAAGAUUGCGGUCCAGCUUGGAGCCGAGGUGAUUGGCGUAAAUAACAGAGACUUGACAAGCUUCGAGGUUGAUCUCGGUACGACGAGUCGUCUCAUGGACCAGGUUAAUGAGAAUACUAUUGUUUGCGCUCUCAGUGGAAUUUCCGGGCCCAAGGAUGUCGAGGCUUACAAGAAGGAAGGUGUCAAAGCAAUUCUCGUGGGAGAGGCACUUAUGCGAGCAUCUAACACAUCUGCUUUUGUUGCAGAGCUUCUCGGAGGGUCUUACGAGAAAUCUGCUCAAGCUUCACGAGCCUCGCCGUUAGUCAAGAUCUGCGGUACACGAUCUGAAGACGGAGCUCGGGCGGCAAUUGAGGCUGGUGCUGAUCUGGUUGGUAUUAUUCAGGUACAGGGACGAAAGCGAACUGUUUCAGACGAUGUUGCUCUUCGAAUUUCUCAAGUUGUGAAGUCGACGAAACGACCUGUGCGUCAUGCCGCUUCGACAACUCAAGGAACAUCAAAUGCAGCCUCGGUUGAUUACUUUGAUCAUGCUACCAAUGUUCUACGCCAUCCCAACCGCGCCCUGCUCGUGGGUGUGUUCCAAAAUCAGUCAUUGUCGUACAUCCUGGAGCAGCAACAAAAGCUGGAACUUGACGUAGUUCAAUUACACGGUUCUGAGCCAUUGGAAUGGGCUAGGUUAAUACCGGUGCCUGUCAUCCGCAAAUUCGGUCUUGAGGAGACUGGAAUUGCACGAAGAGCAUACCACACUCUGCCCCUACUUGAUUCUGGAGCUGGUGGCUCGGGUGAAUUGCUCGACCCAUCCGGUGUUCAAAACGUUCUGGACAGCGAUGCUGGCCUGCGUGUUAUCUUGGCUGGCGGGUUGGAUCCCACAAACGUUGCUGACACGAUCAAGAAGCUAGGAAACUCAGGUCACAAGGUUGUUGGGGUAGAUGUCAGUUCUGGUGUGGAGUCGGAUGGCGCUCAGGAUCCGAGUAAAAUCCAUGCUUUCGUGCAGGCAGUGACAGGACUUCAGCAGUAA